Triticum aestivum (bread wheat) is the source of this 1238-nucleotide messenger RNA. RefSeq names its product sulfhydryl oxidase 1. Gene Ontology annotation, biological process: protein folding. Gene Ontology annotation, cellular component: Golgi membrane. The transcript is spliced from 5 exons. Gene Ontology annotation, molecular function: protein disulfide isomerase activity; flavin-dependent sulfhydryl oxidase activity. Bases 53 to 589 code for a protein of 178 amino acids. The record is from RefSeq and is a predicted model, not a curated record. Lineage: Eukaryota; Viridiplantae; Streptophyta; Magnoliopsida; Poales; Poaceae.
AAACCCCAGGCGGAGGCGGAGGCUACAAAGUGUAGUCCUACUGGUCUAACUAAUGACUAUAAAUCCCAGCACGAGAGCUUCGCGGGUGUCUCAAACGGAACACCGGAACGCCACCGGGCCGGAGAGAUCCAGCCCCCGCCGAUCCAUGGCUCCCGCGGCGGCGCGGCUCCUCUUCCUCACCCUCGCCGUCGCCUCCUCCCUCGCCGUGGGCGCGGAGGCCCUCCGGUCGCUGGGCGUCGGCGACGGGGCCACCGCGCAGGGGGACUACGCCGUGGAGCUCGACGCCACCAGCUUCGACGCCUUCCUCACGGCAUCGCGAGAGUCCUUCGCCGUCGUCGAGUUCUUCGCCCACUGGUGUCCAGCUUGCAGAAACUACAAGCCCCAUUAUGAGAAGGUUGCAAAACUUUUCAACGGUCCAGAUGCUGCACAUCCUGGGAGAGUACUGAUGGCUAGGAUUGAUUGUGCAUCAAAGGUGAACAUAGAUCUUUGCAAUAGAUUUUCUGUUGACCAUUAUCCUUUCCUACUUUGGGGCCCCCACCAAAAUUUGCUAACACUAAGUGGGACUGGAAGCAAGAGAAAAGGGAAAUAAAAUUGAUUGAUGAUGGAAGAACAGCAGAGCGUUUACUUAAGUGGAUAAAUAAGCAAAUGGAAAGGCAAGUUUUUCUCCUCAAUAUUUCACUAUCGCUAAAACUUCAGUUGAUAUGUCAUCUACCGAACUAUCAAAAUUUUAUGCACCUAUAUUUGUUGACUGUGUUGCUGAACUAAGUACACAGGUGUGUAUAUUUGGGCUAAAUCUUAUGUGUUUAUAACUUAGAUGCUUCUAUGUUUUGGUUCGGUUCUACCAUUACAGGCAUGAUGGAUUUUAUUAAUACACCCUCUUUAUGCCAUGCACAGCUCUUUUACUUUGGAUGACAAAAAGUAUGAGAACGAAAAUAUGCUUCAAAACAAUGCUUCAUAUCCUAAACAGGUUGUUCAAGCAAUUUACGAUGUUGCGGAAGCAACAGCUCAUGUAUUACAGAAAAAUUUGGAGCACAAGGUUCUACUUAAAUGAUCAAAAUUCACGAUUAAAAGUGGCAGAGCUAGCCCAUGUGUGGAACGAGCUAGUUCAAUGUUCUAUGUUGGAAGAGUGAAGGGAGAUGGUUUAUGGGGGCUCGUUUGUCCACAAAAUACUGUUGAUUAUUGGUACUGCUUAGUACACAUGAUUAGUGUACCACAAUUUAUGGGAAAUAUUAUACUCA